AUGCUUGCCCGCUCGCUGUUCCGAGCCGCAUCCAGCGUUCGCAUUGCGCGCUUCUCCGACGCCCCCACGAUGCACGGCACGACGAUCCUGUGCGUCCGAAAGAACGGCAAAGUGUGUCUGAUCGGAGACGGCCAAGUAUCGCUGGGUCACACCGUGGUCAAGCCUAACGCCAAGAAGGUGCGCCGCAUCGGCGAGCACAUCGUGGCAGGCUUUGCUGGCUCCACGGCUGAUGCUUUCACACUCAUGGAGCGCCUGGAGGCCAAGCUUGACGAGUACCCCGGUCAGCUCACUCGCUCAUGCGUGGAGCUGGCCAAGGACUGGCGAACGGACAAGUACCUCCGUCGUCUGGAGGCUAUCCUGAUCGUUUCGGACAUUAAUCAAUCAUACACGCUCACUGGCAAUGGAGACGUGUUGGAGCCUCAUGAUGGCAUCAUUGGCAUCGGCUCAGGAGGCACUUACGCUCUGGCUGCCGCUCGCGCCCUGAUUGACCAGGACUUGGACGCUGAGACGAUCGGUCGCAAGGCUAUGAAGAUUGCCGCUGACAUCUGUGUCUACACGAACGGAAACGUGGUUGUGGAGAUGCUAGAGGAGGGCAAGGACAACAGCAAGGAGGAGAAACAGGAGGAGUAA
This is a messenger RNA of Phytophthora infestans T30-4, 630 nucleotides long. RefSeq names its product ATP-dependent protease hslV. NCBI's taxonomy places the organism in Eukaryota, Oomycota, Peronosporomycetes, Peronosporales, Peronosporaceae. Gene Ontology annotation, molecular function: threonine-type endopeptidase activity. The record is from RefSeq and is a predicted model, not a curated record. Gene Ontology annotation, cellular component: proteasome core complex; HslUV protease complex. The transcript has 5 exons. The coding region runs from base 1 to 630 and encodes 209 amino acids.